Molecule: messenger RNA, 7206 nt
Organism: Phytophthora sojae
Lineage: Eukaryota; Oomycota; Peronosporomycetes; Peronosporales; Peronosporaceae
Exons: 2
Coding region: 1-7206 (2401 amino acids)
Source: RefSeq, a predicted model, not a curated record
AUGGUGGCGGAGGUGAAGCGCGAGGUCCUGACAGCGGUGGUCAAUCGCCAGCACAGACGCAUCCGAGACGCGAAUCUUCCGGCAGCCCUGGUGCGGAUGCAUGCGGUGGCCCGAACGGAGCAGAUUCCAGUCAUGCUACGUGAUGUAUUCCGCGACCAGGCAGACGUCGCGAUCCCUGGGCUCCUCGCGGAGCAGUACGCGCUUGCUCGAAGACAAGCUGUGCCACGUGUGCUGAGCAACCUCUACAAUCGGCUGCUCGUGGAGGCCGUGCCAGACUUGCUGGGCCGGCAGAUUAAGGCUCAGCGUGUGAAUUUCGUGCCGCGCACCCUCGGAUCGCUGAACCUCAAGCUGCAGCGAAUCGCGUUCCCGUACGUACUGCAGGAAGUCUUCGAGCGCGCGUGCCUCGAGGUAGUGCCAUUUGUACUGCGCUCCAUCAAGAGCGAGAUCGUGGCUCGGAACAUCGCGACAAACCGGGUGACUGCCGACGCCGCGAACCUGGCGGUGGUGAAUCUCUGGCGACAGGUAGGCAGCACUCCGACGGAUUUUGACGCGUGGAUCGACGAUAGCCCCACGGGCCAAGCGCGCACGGGAUUCGAGUUGCUGCCCGCUACAUCAGCCCUGCAGCUGAGUCUGGAGGUCGCUACCAUUCUACUCGGCUCGCUAUCGUCAAACCUGCGCUUCUCGCUCGUCGACUACGACGCUACUCAAACUGCCGCCGAUGGACUUGGCGGCCCGCAGACAACGGCGGUGGGUUUUGCUAUCUGGAAGCAGGUCGUGGCGCUCAAUGAGACCGCCAUCGACUACGUGCUUGAUGGGGUCAACAACGAUGUCGCCCUGGGAAGUGACUAUCUCACUCGCGAUCAGCUCAUGGCGGUCCGCGACUACAUCAUCGCUUGGGCGCAGAGUAGCGUCGUGCAGCGCGAUAGACAGAGGUUCUGGCGCAAGGCGUUUGCGAAGCGCACAGCCGACAGCGAUUUAAGUGACCCCGACGUGGAUUUGGAUCUCGAGCAAGUCGGCGUUCAAUCGGGAUUCAGUCUCCAGCCCUUGUCAGCACCGUCAAGCGCGACGACAGUGAGCGUCGCCACAGCGCAGCAGCUGUGGAACGCGUCGAUCGAGUACGCUUUCGUUCAUCCGGCAGGUUUCACGAAGUGGAUGAAUGUCGUUGGUGGAGUGGAGACUGGCACAACCUCGGGUCUCUUGGAUGGUGUUACGGGUAUGACAGGUGCCGAGGUGGACUCCAUCUCGAUGUGGAUCAAGCGCCUGCUAGUCGACGGCUUUAUUCGGCGACGAGCGCUUCUGCAGUGGACGCACGGAACUUGCUUAACAGCGCUGCAGUUGCCACGCGAAGACGGUUGUCUGCGAUAUGAUCUGGAGCCAAACAUCGACGGCGAGCAGCUCGGGUUCGAGAUGAACCCCGACGCAGUACUUGACAUCGGUUCCGGGAUCUCUCAAGCCGCUCGCGAAGCUCUUUGGGAUGUCACGCAAGACUCUGUGUCCUUCCUCAUGCCAGCACACCCCGCCGACACGACCAAGUGCUAUGGUCGGUGGGUGCAAGCGAUGCGAACGAGCAACUACGCGCGCCUCAUCGACGACUCCCCGCAGCUCAAAGCUCUCGCUGUUACCGAGGCGAGCGCAGAAGCUAUUGGGGCGUGGCUGCUAGAUUGGGCCCAGAACGACUUGAACAAGCUCGCCGUCUACUACUGGUGGCUGCGGAGUACAUGCUGGUCUCGAGAAGAGGACAGCCCGACUCAAGUCGCGUCUCAAUCGGUUGACACGGGCCAGUCCACAUGCACGGAAACGCCGGAUGAACAGGAGCAAACCACAGUGUCGACGCCUGCUGAUGAAUCUCCGUUCUUCACAGACGACAGGACGUACCUGGUGACGAAGGAUACAUGUCCGCCUACGGGGCCUCAGUUUACACGAACGAGGGAGACGUAUACCCUCAACGCUCGUGUGUAUUCCUGCGAUAUCGUGUCAACGGGCUUGGCGGACGACCUGGACGAUGAAACAACCGGAUUUGAGCUGGAGCCGCUCGUGCAGAACUCCGCGGAUCGGGUUAGUUUAGCUGCUGCAAUUGUGUUGUGGGACCCCGAGAGCGAGCUCUCGUUCCGCAACGCACAGGGCUACAAGAACUGGAUCGAGCUUGCAGCACACAUUAGUGGAGGGACUACGGGAGUAGCAGCGGAAAUCCAGGCGGUUGUCGCCGACGUGAACGCUGCGAUCACGUCGUUGUGCCAGGACGCUUUCGAAGGUGGAGGGGCCAGCUCGGGGAUUUUCAACGUGACCCUUACCGACACGAGCUGCUCGCCUGUAACCACGGCCCACGCCUCGCAAGUUGCUGCCUGGGUAAACCAGCAAAGCGGCUCUACUUGGGUGGAAAACUCCGUACUGGAUCAGUGGCGACGAGGCGAAGCAGGAGGGCUGGAUAUCGAGCCCUAUCGCGACGGUCUUCAGAGCGGUCUGGAGCUUACGACAGGCUGUGAGACGACGCUGGCUUCGUUGACACUGGACGAGUGCUCGACGAUCACCACUGAGAACGGAACAAAGUACGAAGUCCCUCGCGAAGCUCUCAAACUUUGGGAUAUUUCACAUAGCGCAUCCUUCCUCACUGUCGAAGGGUAUGCUUUGUGGGAUUCAUUGGCUUUAGCAGUUGAGAGCAGUGACGCCGCAAGUCUUCAAACUGCCCAAGCAGCCCUCGCAAAAGUCUGCGGCAGUACUGGAGCUUCCUCUACGUGGGAGAUCUGGAUGGAGCGCGUGUUCCAGUGGCUUCAGCGAUGGAGAACUAAUGAGCAUCUGGACCGAGAUGUUCUAGGGCAUUGGCUGUACGCGCGCUGCCCCACGACGCCUAAGGUUACUGAAGAGACCACCGCAGCUCCCCAGAUCUCUACUGUGCCUUCGUGCAUAGCGUCGCAGUCAACCAAAUUCUCUGCAAGUCUUGACGACAUCCAGCAGCGCGCGUCACGACCCGUUGCCUUCUUUGACGCGAACGUGGUGCAAGACGCAGCUCUCGUUCGACCCAGCACAACAGUCACAGUCGAUGAGGACUGGACGCUAUGCGAACCAUUGGAGCCGUCGGGCUUCACGCAAACGAUGGGGUCUCGGCAGAGCAAGAAGGAGUUCGAGGCUUGUAACUUGCUCAGCGUGCUAGCCGCUCCGGAACUGUACCCGCUCGCCAACGUCACGCAUGUGGAUGCAACGUUCGAGCUCAACCGGUCGGUACCGGCAGAUAUCUCCAUCGAGGUGGCUCAGGAGAUCUGGAGCUCGCAGUCAGCCUUCGGUCUCCUUGACGCCACUGCCUUCUUUGACAAAUGGUACCCAGCAAUCGACAGAUCUGCCGCUCUCCAAGCGCUUCAAGAGGACCUGGACGCACUCGUUGGGAGCUCAUCGCCUAGUGAUUUGUCUGCAGUCCAGGACUACCUCAAGCAGUGGGAAGGCAGUGACGCUGCAGCGACUAUUGUUGCUGCCUCGUGGAUCUCCACGGACGCGGCAAGUGUGGACGUGGAUAUCCACGAAGCCGGCGACCAGCGCGGGUUUGAGCUCUUCCGGAACGCUGCUUACAAAGGGUCAGCGAAUACGUUGCCGCUGCCUUCGCUUGAACAGGCAAAGCUCUUGUGGAGAACAUAUAGUGUGUACUCAAUCGUCCGAAGCGAUGGCGCUGAGGACGAUGCUGGGCUUCCGACGGGCUUUCGAGCCUGGGAAGAAAUGUACGACGGUGUGGACUAUGAGUCGGAGCAGCUUGUAGCGCAGUACCCGCUGAAGAGUCAAGUCACGCGAGCAUCAAGCAUGACUCACACUUUGAGUGCCUCAAAGCAAGCGUUACUGUUAGCAGCCAUGACUGCUGCAACUUCACUGACCGAGGCACAAAUCCGUGGCGUUGCUCGCUGGCUGUUCAACUGGGCCACCGACGACUCGCUGCGAUACUUUAUGCUGGUGCAAUGGGGGGCGGGUGAAGCCUUUCGAGGCGAUUCAACUCGGAGCUUGGACUUAGCCUCUCACUUGGAGCGAUUGUACUCUUUCGUCGUCACCUCCGACAUGGACCGCGAUUAUUUUACAGCGGCUUCGCCCGUUCUGGCCGGUACAAGCCGAGUAUCGCUAAGGAAGUUGUGGGAUGUUGGGACCACGGGCUCUCUUCUGGAUCCAGCGAGUCGAAUCGUGUGGUGCAUGGUGGCAGUAGCUGACGGUGACGGGAACACGAGAGCACCAUGCGCACAUCUUCUCGACGGCUACGGAGUGCUCGAAGAUUCUGCGUUCAACGAGUUCGUCGCACUGGUCCAGCCAACGAUUCCCAACACUCCAAUCGUUCAGUCAACAGCAGACCUGAACGAUCUAGCGCUGGGGUUCCUGGAGCAGGCUCUUACAAUGACAUCUGAGCAGCUCCAAGCCGUAGCGUAUUGGUAUCGAGGGGUGCCUGAGUCCUCGCUGUUUUUCCAGGUGUACCAGCUAGACGGGUGGAGUGCAGCUCCAACCAAACCGUCCCAAGACCCCCUUCAGUUCGGAUAUGAGCUGGCGUUCGUUCUCCCAUGGAAAACUGAGGUGGUGGCCCGCAGUGUGUCGAUUAGUGACCUCGUUGCGAACGUUGCAGUGCUGGGAGGAACCGAGAAAACAAUUGACGAGUGCACCAGAUCUCUCUCGCUGCUUUUCACGCUUUGGGACGCCUCAAAUCCAGCUUCGUUUCUCCAUCCGACGGGGCUGUCGACGUGGCUUGCAUUCACCCGCGAGGAGAGCGUCGAAGCAGACGUAAUUGGCUCUGGGAAUCCAACCGCCAAGGUGAUCGACGACCAGCAACUGGCAGCCGCCACCGUCUCGUGUCUGUUGCAACUUGUGGGACAUUGGCUCAAGUCGUGGUCUAGUCACCCCAGCGCUCGCAUGUUUAUCGAGGAAUUCUGGAUCGCUCCGAUCACUCAAGGGGCUGCAUCGACCGCCCAGCUACUUCCGAGUGCAGCAGACAUGGCCAAGGCGUUCCCUUUGAACGAGCUGGACUUGCAAGCACAAGAAGAAGCAAAGCUCUUCAGUACUACGGAUUGGUGGGUAGCAGCGGCUCGCGUUUUGCUGGACGUUGAAGAGUCUGUGUCGCUGGUGAAUCCAGACGAGGGGUUUGCACUGUGGCGGACAAUGUUGGUCGCCUGCUUUUCGUCGGAUCGGACGACGGGGAACUGCCGAGCACCUGACGAGCCUGCCAACUACGAGGCCCACAAGAAGCAGGCUCUCAGAGUGCUGUCACGCUCUCUGCUGGACCGCAUUGGUGCUGUAUCUCCGUCACUAUCCACGACCAGUGACGAAACUCUGCUGGCCUACACAACCUCCAUGAUCUCGUCUCGCAUCGUCCCUUGGCUGACUGCUUUGCUGGACGACAUUGUUCUCGAGCAAUACGCAGUUGACCAGGUACGCGUAGCCAACAGCGACGAAGACAGCACUACAGGUCCGUUGAGGUUCUUGGACUUGGCUGCGGCCCAGUUCGUCAAUGGCAGCUCCACUGCAGCCAAUUACUCCGUGUUCGACACGAGCUCUGGCCACACCAUUCUAGACGACAAUGGGACUCGGUCGGAGCGAUUUCCACGCACCGCGUUCGUAUUUGACGCUUCGAGUGGUGCAGUUGUGCAACAAACCAUCCCUUUUCCCCCGGGAUUCGGCGAGCUGAGUGCGUUCUGCAGUGAAAGUGCGCACGAUCGUCGCUUUGCCUACGAUGCAGAUGUCACGUGCAGCUUUGGGACGGAGUAUACGCUCUCGAUCAGCGAGACCCUCGCACUCUGGACUGCGUUCGGGUUCAAUGACACGACAGCGUGGACGUGGCCAACGCGCAGUGUUCCUGCCAGCCUCUCGGAGAGCGGGGUCCCUCCUCCAUCUGCACUGCCGAGUACCUUCCGAAGUGCGUUGCUGUUGGAUGCGUUCCUGGCUCAACCAUUCGAGACCACGUCAGCGUGUGAAGCUCUAACGUUGACAGUCAUCGAAGCUUACGAUAGUGAGUGGAGCCAGCAGGAGAAGCUGCAGAUUUGUGUGGAUCGAUCGGGCGAGGCAGGCGUUGUGGGGCUGACAACAGUGUAUCUGCGCCUGCCCGGUCUCGAGGCGUUCAAUGACAAACCGGUCAGCUUUGUACAUGACAUGCAGGCUUACUUGCGGUAUGCGGCCACCAAGUUCGGCUUUGAGCCAAACAUCCUCCAAUUGCCCCCAAGUUCACCACAGCAGGAAGUCUCUCAAUCGCCAUCCUUGGGCUACCCGACAGGCGGGUACUUUGCUGCAUCCACGGUAUCCCAAGUGUUGUUCGCAUCACCUCCAAGCGAGGCGGGCGAUUCCCCCGAGAUAACUCCGUUGUGGGCCAACGCUACGACCACCGAGCGUGGGGCCUCGGCAUUUGAGUUCGUGCUCCCAUCGGAAGACAACGCAGCGCUGUACAGGAAGAGCAAGAGCGUCGUGGGCCGACUUCUUGCAGUGGAUAACACGACGCUAAUGAACGCGUGGGGCGAGGACGUGGAGCUCAGCGCGGUGCGAGUGACGGAUGGCACGCAGUUCACGACUGCGGUGCUCACGGGCCAGGGCGAGAACACGGCCGACUCGGUGGAGUUUCCGCCCAAGAAGCUCUACUUCUACUGGGGAUACGCGCGUCGCGUGGCUCAGAUCUCCUUCGACUCCAACACGACCCGCUUUGGCCUCUCGACGAUGCGGUACGCUGUUGACUGGACGCUGCCUUCGCGCCUUCCGACUGGAAUCGUCGAGAGUGCUGCGGCGCCCUCCCGCCCGAGCCUCAACAUGAGUUUCCUCAGCAACGAUCUGCCCUUCGUCGUGCAAAACAGCUCGAACCCAGACAGCCCAACGUCGGUGUUUGAUGUCGACCCUCGAACUGGUGCAGUACUGCACCGUCGACUUGUGUGGCAGCUCACGGCGCAAGUUGGAGACUCCCAAGUGCUCGACGUUUGGCACGCGGAUCUGGCUGCGGGGUGGCUUCCAAUGGUCUGGAUCGAGGAGGAGGGUGGCCUCUCCCGCUUCCACUCCAUCGUCCCAGAGGCGUCUGCAACCGCAGUCAUGAACGGCGGUGAAGAAGACGAAGACGUACUAAAGAGCGCGUGCACAGCGGAAGACGGCGAAGCAGACGCCGUCGACGGGUCAGCGGAGGGCAUGCAAACGAUGCUGGACCAGACCGAGGGCAUCGAUAGCGAUGAGAUUCGAACCGAAGAAACCACGAGGGCGUGGCUGCAUCGGGCCUCGGAGUAG